Leishmania braziliensis MHOM/BR/75/M2904 is the source of this 549-nucleotide messenger RNA. RefSeq lists its product as hypothetical. The record is from RefSeq and is a predicted model, not a curated record. Gene Ontology annotation, cellular component: eukaryotic translation initiation factor 4F complex. NCBI's taxonomy places the organism in Eukaryota, Euglenozoa, Kinetoplastea, Trypanosomatida, Trypanosomatidae. Gene Ontology annotation, molecular function: RNA 7-methylguanosine cap binding; translation initiation factor activity. Gene Ontology annotation, biological process: translational initiation. Bases 1 to 549 code for a protein of 182 amino acids. The transcript has a single exon.
AUGGCAGAUAGCACUUUCACGAAGGAGAGUAUCCCAUCGACCCCGCUGCACCCGCUUAAGGACAAGUGGUUUAUCUUCUACAUCCCUGCCUCGAAGGGCAACGAGUACGAGCAUGAGACCAAAGAGCUCGGCUAUGUCUCCACUAUCGAGGAGGUGUACAGCACCAUUAACACGCUGCCACCCAUCACACUCCUCCCGAACGAUGACAAUCUAGUCUUCUCGCGAAACAAGAUCGAGCCGCAGUUUGAGAGCUUUCCAGGUGGCAUGCGCUUUUCCAUCUUCUGCAAGACAAAGACUCAGUGCCGCGAGGCCAUGACGUACGUUGUUGCGGUUGUCCUGGGGGAAGCCAUUGGUCGUGACGCCUGCAAGGGUGAAUCCCCGUGCGACAUUGUGCGCAUUGGCCACAAGGGCAGCGUAAUGUACAAGGAAUCCGUGCGCAUUGAAGUAUGGGCUCACCAAAGUCCACAUAACGCGGCCAUGGAGAAGUACCUCGUGUCCACUCUGUCCACCAUCCCCGGCAUCACGGUCAGUGCUCGCCCGUUCAAGUAG